This is a messenger RNA of Closterium sp. NIES-65, 1131 nucleotides long. The record is from the annotation of a GenBank genome assembly. NCBI's taxonomy places the organism in Eukaryota, Viridiplantae, Streptophyta, Zygnematophyceae, Desmidiales, Closteriaceae.
AUGCAACAACACGUGUGGGAACGCAACGCAGGUGUGGGAACGCAGCGACAGGUGUGGGAACGCAACGACAGGUGUGGGAAUGCAACGACAGGUGAGGGAACGCAACGACAGGUGCGGGAACCCAACGACAGGUGCGGGAACGCAACGACAGGUGUGGGAACGCAACGACAGGUGUGGGAACACAACGACAGGUGUGGGAACGCAAUGACAGGUGUGGGAACGCAACGACAAGUGUGGGAACGCAAUGACAGGUGUGGGAACGCAACGACAAGUGCGGGAACGCAACGACAGGUGUGGGAACGCAACGACAGGUGUGGGAACGCAACGACACGUGUGGGAACGCAACGACAGGUGUGGGAACGCAACGACAGGUGUGGGAACGCAACGACAGGUGUGGGAACGCAACAACAGGUGUGGGAAGACAACGACAGGUGUGGGAACGCAAUAACAGGUGUGGGAACUCAACGUCAGGUGUGGGAACGCAAUGACAGGUGUGGGAACGCAACGAUGGCAGUGGGAGGAAUGAUGGCAGCGAGAGGCAUGAUGGCAGUGGGAGGCAUGAUGGCAGAGGGAGGCGUGGUGGCAGUGGGAGGCAUGGUGGCAGUGGGAGGCAUGAUGGCAGUGGGAGGCAUGAUGGCAGUGGGAGGCAUGAUGGCAGUGGGAGGCAUGAUGGCAGUGGGAGGCAUGAUGGCAGUGGGAGGCAUGAUGGCAGUGGGAGGCAUGAUGGCAGUGGGAGGCAUGAUGGCAGUGGGAGGCAUGAUGGCAGAGGGAGGCAUGAUGGCAGAGGGAGGCAUGAUGGUAGUGGGAGGCAUGAUGGCAGUGGGAGGCAUGAUGGCAGAGGGAGGCAUGGUGGCAGUGGGAGGCAUGAUGGCAGUGGGAGGCAUGAUGGCAGUGGGAGGCAUGAUGGCAGUGGGAGGCAUGAUGGCAGUGGGAGGCAUGAUGGCAGAGGGAGGCAUGAUGGCAGUGGGAGGCAUGAUGGCAGUGGGGCGCCGACGCGCCUCCGUAAAGGCGGGGUCGGAGGAGACACGAGGGUGGCGAGGAGACGCGAGGGUGGCGAGGAGACGCGAGGGUGGGAAGGGGAUGAGAGAGAGGGGAGGGAAUGAGAGGGAUGAAAGGGAAUUAGAGCGUUGA